AUGUGGCCUCUUCGGGGAGGCGGCGAUAGUGAAGAUGUUGGGUGCUGGGCGGAUUGCAAAUCCUGUGGCGGGGGCCGCCGACGAAAAGAUAGUGCUUUUGAGGUCCACAAGGACACGACGCUGAAGCCUAAGAGCGACAAGUGCACCGGCACGGAGACAGGGAAGCCACAUGAAUACCUCCAAGAUCUUCAUCUUGACGCACCACGCACGCCAAUGGUGGUCACCCUCGGCCCGACAAGCGACUUGGACUGGCUCAGGUUCUCCUACCUGCUCCGCAAUAAGAACCUAAGCUUUGACGACAUUGCAGAGCUUGUAUCGCGAUAUGUGCCCGAUGAUGACAACCUCCCGGAGAACGAUCUCGCGGAAGAAAAGGUUACAGCUGUCGGCGAAUUGGACGCGCGCAACAGUACAUGGCGAGUUUCUGUACGUCGAUCGGGGGUUGUUGAAUGGGACGUGUCGACCCUUGGGAAAGAAGGGCAUGCGUCAACAACGAGCGGCGGUGAAAACGACAGAGUCCAGUCCAGUGAGCCAAGCUGCGGAGCGGAACUUCUUAAGACCAACGGCAUAGACGUCUGCCACCACGGUCCACUUCAACCCCCAAAUCCUCCAGAGACUGUGAGGAUCGAUGGAACGACGGAGCAGGCACUCAGACAGGAUGAUGUCGAAGAUCUAGACCAGUCUGAUGAGCGACGUUCCAGCGAAGACCAUGAGAUAUCCCGAUCAUGUUUCUCAUCCGAUUCAUCAGCUGACUCAGUCGACUUUUCGAAAGCGGAAAUCGGCAUGCAGGUGACCAGGAUGAGACCUACCAUGUUAUCCUGGCUGAGGCCAAAGAGAAAAUACGACAGCCUCCAAGAAAACACACGACCAAACUCACCAGGUCCUAAGGAAUCCUCUGUAGGCCUCUGGAAGCGAAUCAGCAGAACAACAUCCCACUCCACAAUGAACACCACUCUGGUGGGGAAGUUUGACCAGAAGUUGCAAGCCAAACUCUCCAAUACCAAGUUGCGAGCUUCUGGCGCGAGCCAGAUACCAGCCAACGAAUGCCAUCCUGCGUUCAGGGAACAAGCCGACGCGUCGAACGCCCAACCAGAUCUAUCCACCUCAGCUCACAUCCUCAACGCCAUGCGAAAUCUCAACAGCCAUCGCGCAAGCCAAAGCGUGCCUAGCGACACGAAGUCCCAAAGAGCCUAG
Messenger RNA from Alternaria arbusti, 1191 nucleotides. RefSeq lists its product as uncharacterized. Bases 1 to 1191 code for a protein of 396 amino acids. The record is from RefSeq and is a predicted model, not a curated record. Lineage: Eukaryota; Fungi; Ascomycota; Dothideomycetes; Pleosporales; Pleosporaceae. The transcript is spliced from 2 exons.